CCUGUAGACACAAGCCUGAGCUCCCUCCUCCCCAGCCCGCUCUGGCUCCCCGGUUCCUCUUGCCGCUGGCUGCACUGUCAAGGGGUGCUGGGAGCUCGCUCUGCCACGGCUGCCAGGAUGGGCGCUCUGCACUGGGCUCUGCUCUGCGUGGCCUGGGGCUGCGUGGCCGGGCAUGACUGCAAGCCAUCGCUCAUGACCCCUUCCUUUGGAAACAUCUACCACGUCAAAGGCGUCAUCAACCUGCCCUACGCUGAAAUCGAGGAGCCCUUCGAGGCCUGGUACAACCUGAGCGGAAAGCAGAGCCGUAUCCAGUACUACGGUGGGCAGGUGAUCACCUUCCAGUUCGGGGCGGUGAAGCCCUACGGCGCCAGCUACAAGAUCACACCAGAGACGACGGAGUCCGAGACCAACGUCUUGAAGUGCUUCCUGAUCAACGGCACCAAGGAGGGGCCGAUCGAGCCGCAGACCGUCUUCCCCAACAUGGAUGGCUUCAAGUUCCUGCGGGAAGAGUACCACAGCGGGCAGUACUGCGCUGUGUGGCAGAACGUCACGCACGUGGGCCACAAGAAGAACGUGUACACGCUGUGGGUGACCAACAACAGCUGCGGCGUGGCGCCCGUGCACUACGAGAUGCGCGGCUUCAACUCCCUGCUGGGCUCCCACUACGACAAGUACGAGAUCCAGUACAGCCACUACUCCAACAGCUUCCCCGCCUCCGUCUUCGACCUCCCCGUCAACAAGACGAGACGGUGCAGGUACCUCUCCGACACCACGGGCGAGCACCGCAUCCUGGCCAACCCCAUGGCAGACCUGGUGGGGCGCGAGGCUGCCCGGACCCAUCAGCUCUUCCACCACUACAAGACGAGGUUCGGGAAGAGCUACGGUGGCGAGUGGGAGCUGGAGCACCGCAAGCACGUCUUCACCCACAACAUGCGGUAUGUCCACUCCAAGAACCGGGCCAACCUGCCCUACAAGCUGGCGCUGAACCACCUGGCCGACCGCACGCUGGAGGAGGUGGCCGUGCUGCGGGGGCGGCUGAGGAGCGGGAAGCCCAACAACGGGCAGCCCUUCCCCUCGGAGAUGUAUACAGGCCUCAUCCUGCCUGAGAGCUUGGACUGGCGGUUGUAUGGCGCCGUGACCCCCGUGAAGGACCAGGCCGUGUGCGGCUCUUGUUGGAGCUUCGCCACCACCGGGGCCAUGGAGGGGGCCCUCUUCCUCAAGACCGGCGAGCUGACCCCGCUGUCCCAGCAAGUGCUGAUCGACUGCUCCUGGGGCUUCGGCAACUACGCCUGCGACGGGGGCGAGGAGUGGCAGGCCUACGAGUGGAUCAUGAGGCAUGGCGGUAUUGCCAGCACCGAGUCCUACGGUGCCUACCGCGGCCAGAACGGCUUGUGCCACUAUAACCAGUCCGAGCUGCUGGCCAAGAUGACGGGCUACGUCAACAUCACCUCGGGCAACAUCACGGCCGUGAAAGCCGCCAUCUACAAGCACGGCCCCGUGGCCAUCAGCAUCGACGCCUCCCACCGCUCCUUCUCCUUCUACUCCAACGGUGUCUACUACGAACCCAAGUGCGGGAACAAGCCCGGGCAGCUGGACCACGCGGUGCUGGCCGUGGGCUACGGCGUCCUGCAAGGGGAGCUCUACUGGAUCGUCAAGAACUCCUGGUCCACGUACUGGGGCAACGACGGCUACAUCCUCAUGUCCAUGAAGGACAACAACUGCGGCGUGGCCACCGACGCGACGUACCCCAUCCUGUCCUGAUCCUGCGCCCGUGAGACCCCUCGGGGCUUGCCCAGCCCAGCCCACUGCGUCUUCCCAGGCCGGGGAGGCAAAGCCCCGCUGCUCCAAAGACCACGUGGCAGCCCCUGGAUGAGCUGCAUGGGCAUCCCAUCGCCUCCUGGCCCCGAGCCCCGUCGUGACCCUCCAGCCGGUCGCGGAGGGAACGCACUGCUGUGACCCGGGGGGGUGGAGGGUAGGUGUCGAAACGGGAGCAGCCCCUGCCCAGCCGGGUGGGUGGUGUGCGAAGCAGGCCCCGGAGGUCUGUGCUGCCCGUGGGCUGCAUUGGGGACAGGCCUGCAGCUCCAAUAAAGAGCCUGGAAAGGGGCUGCUCCCUUCGAAAGUG
Messenger RNA from Gavialis gangeticus (Gharial), 2122 nucleotides. RefSeq names its product digestive cysteine proteinase 2-like. Gene Ontology annotation, biological process: immune response. Gene Ontology annotation, cellular component: lysosome. Gene Ontology annotation, molecular function: cysteine-type endopeptidase activity. The transcript has 11 exons. The record is from RefSeq and is a predicted model, not a curated record. The coding region runs from base 118 to 1761 and encodes 547 amino acids. Lineage: Eukaryota; Metazoa; Chordata; Crocodylia; Gavialidae.